GAAGAAGAAGAAGAAGAGAAAAGUCUACCUGAGAGACAAACUCAGGGCACUAAUGCUCUGGAGAUUUGUUUACGCAGCUGAGAGUGACGCGCUGCUCUGUUGGUGUGUGUCCUGGCCUGCUACCUGUAGUUAGCCACACAAGUGACCCCCGGAGACGAUAGUGUGGGGUAAGAUCUGUAGGCCGGUAAUGCAUUGAGGCAAUAAUGGAGACCACAGGCAGUGCCACUGAAGGUGACCCUCUGAAUAGGGGCGAGGACGGGGCAGAGACGAGAACAGUGCCAUCAGCAACGGAGCUGAAGAAGAAGGGUUGUAAGGGAGUCUUGGGUGUUUCCAAAUUGACCCAUUGGCGAACUGCAGUCUUCUUCUUCUCCCUGUUCCUCUGCCUCACCAUUGUGUUUGCCUUCUCAUUCAUCAUCCCCUGUCCUGUCAGACCACAAUAUCUCGUUACCUGGAACAGGACUUUCUCUGAAGCAGCAACCUAUGACUUCUUAGCUAUUGAGGAUGCCAGCAAAGACAAGGUGAUGGAUGUCCUGUUUGUCCUCCAAAACACAAAAGGCAGUCAGAACAAUACAUGUGAGGAUGCAGGUCUUCCCUCGCCAUGUGUAUUUGUGUUGGCAGUGGAUGGAACAGAUGGAGAGACCCUGUGGGAGUGCCCGCUGGCCCCCGAGUUCCACUGGGCCCAGUGUGGUCUGGAUGAAGAAAAAGGCCAAACAUGGGACUACUGUCUGCUGUCUCAUUCUGACCAACUCACAGCUGUUGACAAAUACACUGGUGACAUCAAGUGGCAGCAGCCUCAGCCUCCCGGUCUGAACAGCACUGUGCCUGUUCUUAUUGUCCCAGAUCUGGAUGGGGACAAGGUCAGCGAUGUGGCUCUGGUGGCAUCUGACAACACCCAGACUCAGCUGGCAUUCCUCUCAGGGAAGACAGGUGUCCAGAUCGGUUCUACGGUGGCUCUUGACUCUACAGAGACAGCCAAUCAUCUUCCCUAUUACACUACAGAAGGUUCUUACUAUGUACUUCUACAAAAAGACACUGGCUUGUAUGGACUGGCACUGUGGAGGAUUGCUGCCAAGGCUAAAGCAGGGAUGGAGGUGGGCCUCAAGAAGGACAAACACUGGGAGAAGGAUGCCAGUGCAACAUCUGGCCUUGUACCUGUCUACGAAUCUGAUUCAGUGAGACAAGUGCUAAGAAUAAGGGUAAUGGGUCGUCUACCCAACCUGCUGCUUGUGACUGGAAACGAGGUGGCAUUAGUCGAUGGAAAACGUUUGCAGCUACUGUGGAGAUUCAACACAAGCUCAAUCUUCGGGAAGCCCUCAUUUGGCCACUUUAACAAAGACGAUGUCCUUGAUGUUGUGGUCGAGGAGGAUAUUGGCAACUCCACAAAGAGGGUCAUAAUUCUUGAUGGGAGGUCCGGUGGUGUGCUGUGGGAAGUCACCCUUUUGGCGAGUCCGAACUCCCCGAGACCAACCUCAAUACACACCACCAACUCCUUCUCUGUCUUUAUGUUUUGGGGCAUGAUGCCCUCAGAGACCAACUCAUCUGAACCAUUUGCAAGUGAUCGACAUUCUUACUUGCUCCUCCCUCUCUAUUCUAAAGUCCUCCUUGAGUCGACCAGUGUCCUAGACCACAUCAUAACGUUUAAAGCCACUCUGUUGGAGAACGGGCGCCAUGCUGCCUACAUCCUGCUGACAGGUCCUGCGACGGAGGGAGUUGAAGGCACCGUGGUCCUCAGCAAGCGAAAGCUGAAGCAGGACGUCCCUGACAGCAAAGUGCUCCGUAUUGGUACCGGCGGAACUACGGAUACCAAUAAGGACAUCAAAGAGGCCUUCAAUCGUCUCCGCUUCAGCGAUUGGUGAAAGGACCAAAUGUAAAAUGUAGAGUGUAUCCUCAAUGUUGAAAGCAUUUUGGCACAGCUGAUUCUGGUGGCUUAAAAACCAAAGUGUGUCCACUAGCUAUGACUUUCAAACUACUGACAACCCAAACAAAAUCUGUUUCUGUUUAGAGACUUGGGUUGACAGCUCUUUUAAUCUCCAUUGGACAAACUGGGCAUUAUCCGAUUUCAGACUUGACUUCAGCCAUACAUCAUAUGGAGUUUGAUCAUACUUAGUGUCCAAAGAACCACUGGCCUCUGACAAUCGCACAGCAUGUCUGCUCCUCUCCUGCUGAUAAAUCCAUGAAGAGUUCCUGCCAUGCAGUACUGUUUCUAGCACUUUCAUGCAUUAAUGCAAUGCUCUUUUUUUUUUUUUUUUUUUUCAUUGCAGAGGCUGGAUUAUUAUUUGAAUCUAUGCAACUUUGUCGUACUGGGCUUUGAUAGCAGCAGACGCAUGCCACCACAGGUGGUCGUUCAAAGUGUAUUAUUUGAAUUAUAGCAGCAUAAAAGGCAAAGUCAUAGGGCUUUCUUUUUGGUACCUUUCCGAAAACCUGUGCAGUAAAACAGAGCGAUGUACACUGAAACUUGAAAUAUGACAGAAACCCCACCAACCUGACACGAUGUGGUUACAUUUUUAGUUACAUUUUCUGUUCAUUGUAGUCAAUGGUACUGUUGUCGACAAUCAAGAUGUGUGUAUUUCACUUUUUCAAUCCAAGAUGCUGUAACUAUGCUCUUUAAUGCACACUGACUUAACCUUUGAGUCUCAACGGUUCUCCAUAAUAUUUAGUUACUGCUGUGGGUUUUAACUCAGUGAUUUGUUUUAGUUGAAUGGGUUCAAAUGAGCUUCCUGUUUUUGCUGUACAUUAAUGUAUUGAACCUGUGGGCCUUUGUCAAAGCUGAUGUUUCUCUCUAACUUUGUUUUAAUUUGAGCAAUAUUAAACUAUUUUAAAAUGA
Molecule: messenger RNA, 2824 nt
Organism: Cyclopterus lumpus (lumpfish)
Lineage: Eukaryota; Metazoa; Chordata; Actinopteri; Perciformes; Cyclopteridae
Gene: fam234a
Product: family with sequence similarity 234 member A
Exons: 12
Coding region: 204-1856 (550 amino acids)
Molecular function (GO): protein binding
Source: RefSeq, a predicted model, not a curated record